Messenger RNA from Mya arenaria, 4512 nucleotides. RefSeq names its product DEP domain-containing protein 1B-like. The transcript has 13 exons. Bases 124 to 2838 code for a protein of 904 amino acids. Gene Ontology annotation, biological process: intracellular signal transduction. The record is from RefSeq and is a predicted model, not a curated record. Lineage: Eukaryota; Metazoa; Mollusca; Bivalvia; Myida; Myidae.
GUUGCUUUUGAAAUUGUCAACAUAUUCCACUGACAUGCGAUUAAAUGUUGAUGUUGUUUCUAAUGUGCUAUUUUUUUAAUGUGAUCAUGCCUUUGUAAACGAGGAAUAUACUCCAGUUUAAUUAUGGAUGAACAGUUAACGUCAGGCCCAUACCGGGCCACUCUUCUGUGGAAUGGUUUGAUUCGAGCUUUCCGUAGUGACAUUCAGCUGAGCAGACACCGGCGAUACAUGAAGACGUAUGAUGACUGCUUUGUUGCUACAGAUGCUGUUGAAUGGCUGCACCAAUACCUGAAGAAAAACCCAAACUUUGGAGCAGAUGUGUCAAGGGUUCAGGCCAUUCAGCUGUUAAAGAAGCUGCACAAGGCGCGGGUCUUUGAGGAUGUACGGGGAUCUAAGCAUAACCGUGGGGAAUUUACUGACAGUAGCCGGCUUUUCAGGCUCACCCUGGCCUCCCCCUCUAAAGCCUGUAGGACACCUAUCACUCUUCGGAACAACUUGAAGCUUGCCAACCGAAAGCGGCCUGAGGACAAAACCCUCAGUGCGGAGCCCCUGAAACUAGAUUUUGACAAGAUGGCAUCAAUGCCAUCCCUGCCUGACAAUGCAAGCACACUGCCGGAGUGCCAUUUCGUGUCCAAGCCACUAUCAGGGGCUGAGAUUGAGGAACAAUGGAGGCUGAAUACACUGCAGAGCCUGGGUCGCGUUCUAGGUGCAGAGGGCUUAGAUGAUAUCAUAGAUCACCAGUGCGUGAAUGGCCGCCACAUCAUGCACAACUGUCUCUACAUCAACAAGAGUGGGGUUGUCACCAACAUUGAUCCAAUAGACCAACUUCCUCAUUGGGCAUUGUCAGCUAUGAAAUGUUUAGCUUACUGGCCUGACAAGACAGAUGAUAACCUCCCAAACUACCCGGGCUUUGAGAAGGAUGUCUACCGUGUUGUGAAGGAUUACUUCUGCGGCCUACGUGAACCACUCAUGACCUUCAACAUGUACGAGGUCAUAACUAAUGUCUUUGUCAAAGCAUCUAACGACACCAAGCAACCUGAUGUUGAUGACCACAAAGACAGUUCUGCUGAUUCACCGGACAACUAUUUUAAUUUCGACUUUACUAACAUUAACUCCACUCCUAAGACUAUGAUCUCAUUCAAGUCUGUGGAAAACUUGAUCAUGACUUUAACGAGACGUUCUAAACCUUCCACAGAGUGUCAGGACGCCUCAGAAGGAUAUGGAAGUGCAGGAAACAUACUUGACUUAUCUCCAAUUAGACCAGUGCCCGAAACAAGUUCCAGCAGGAGUAGCAGAAAUGGCAUUGACCAACCAGUGACGAGGUUUGAGACAGCAUUUGGGCCCGACAAUGAGACCGUUACCAGAGUGUUCUACGCAGAUGGUGUGGCUACUGACUUUAAUCACAAGGAAAAUGGCUCAGAUGUCGAGCGUACACCUAUUGAGACACAUUUUGAAGCUCAGGAAUCCCCUCCGAGUUCAGGAUCUUCAUUCUCAAGGAAAACAUCGCUUCGACACUCUAUGCAUAAUCUUUUCAAUAGAGGACCUUCUAUACGAGAAAAGAAACACAAGGAAAAGGGAAGCUCUAGAAGACGGAGUACAGGGUAUGGUCUCAAUGAUGAUAGCGCCUAUGGUUGUACUGUGGGUGUGUAUUCUAGAACGUCACCAGAUAGUUCAUCCUCAUCAUAUGAUACCCCAGUGUCUCGCUCUUCUCAGGUUAAUCGGACAGAAUCGUGUGCAGCAGGAUAUCUCGAUAAAAUCCAGAAGUAUCGGGGCCGACCCCCCGUGUAUGGUAAACUCCCAAGCUAUGAUACACUCUACCCUGAAUCAAUGUACCCGAAUUCAAACUCCAGCAAGAAAACCAGUCACCCUGUGUUAGAUGCCUCAAAGAAGUUCCUGAAACGCAAGAAAUCACUUUCAACAGCUUCUCUUCAACAUCAGCGGUCAUUCAUAAACAGCAGUGCUUCAUCAAAGAAAAACAAAUCUACAAUGUCAGACAACAGUGCAAGGAACCGGUGUGGGGACAAAGAUACCGUGAAUGCACGUAGUUUGAGCUUGUCUGAUCUUGCGGGGGCCGCACCGGUAGAGAAUGAGUUACAGAAGCAGUGUCAGGGCCGCAUACGCGAAAGCAAUGACAGUGAAACAAUGGAUGACUGUACGGAGCGCAUCGUGAAGGCCCUGCAGCUUGUAUGCCUUCUUCUCCCGCCCGCCAACCGACGACGGCUCCACCUCCUCCUUCGACUCAUGAACAAGAUGGCUGCCAACUCCAGACUUGUCCUUGAUGAGACCCAGUCUUCGAGGACUCUGUUACUGGAGACGUUUUACCGUGCUGUGCUGUGUAGCCAGGAGGAGGGGGAUAUGGAUGACCUGCUCGUUAUCCAGCUUGUGGCGUUCCUCAUGGACCACUAUGUGAACAUAUUCUCUGUGCCGGCCGACCUCAAGGCAACAGUGGAGGCCCGCAUUGCCAAGCUCCAGCGGACCAAGGCUGAAGGCUUUGAUCCCAGUUCUGAUGUAUAUGUGAAAAUCCAGUAUGCAAGCGAGGAUAAUCCUGGUUCCCUGCACUACUGUCAGCAGGUGAGCAUUGCCGAGUAUGAGAACCAGCGCCUUACUGCGUCCCAGCAGGCUCUCGCUACGUUACUUGAGGAAAUCAUCAACAACACAUGUAUGGCUGCUAAGGAGAAAAAGAAACGACUCAAACAGUUUCAGAAGAUGCACCCUGAAAUCUACAUGCGACGUUUCCCCUGCAGUCAGAGUGAGCCCAACCUGCAUCCACCACGCCCAAAAAUCAAACAGCCCCUUCUUGCCAAACCCCUCCUCAAGUUGAAAGGCCUCAGACUGUGAUAACAGCUACAGGGUGUCACUGAUGUUUGUGUCAGAGAAAUACAUACAUCAACUGUUUGAGUAACAAAAAAAUGUUUGUUGCCAGUUUCCCGACGUACUGGAAUCUCUUCAAGGGGUCAUGAGGAUAUAUGAUCUGUUUUGAUAUAUUUCAUGAUCUGUUGAACACAGUAACAUAAUUAUUAUGUGCUGCAGUUUUGUAAGGAUUUUAGCAACUAAGAUGAAGUUCAUUUUCAUGUAUAAGAAAUAUUAAUUUUUAGGGCGUCCACCGUAACUUGAAAACCAACGCCAAAAGGAAGUGAAAUAAUCCAGGUGUAAUGGUAUUGGUGUUUUGAAAAUCAUCAAAAGGGUCAUGUGACAGAAAUGUCUCGGGUUAGUUAAAAAUCAAAACAAUUGUGAUUACUUGGUAGUUGCAAGUAUUGUACUAUGAACAGAAUUACUAGUGAUGUACGGAUCCUUGUGCCAAACAAAACAAGAUUAUUUAUGUUACAAGGUGGUGACAAUAAUGUGUGAUUGUUGCUUUUUCGUUGAUAUGAAUGAAGGCCGAUUUAAACUAUGCACUUCAUAGUAGUCAUUGUCCAUGUUGUUUCAGGCAUUACAUUUAUUUAUACCGUAGUUAUUCAUUUUGGAUCGAAUUACAAAUGUAUAAACACCAAAAAAAGCAGUUAUUUUUAAUUAGUUUUUAUUCGUUUGAAUUUCAUUUUUUGCAAUAAUUUCUAUUGCCAGAAAGUCAUUUAUUUAUUUUGAUAUUGAUUGAAAAAGUGAUUGUUGAAUUUAUAUUAUUUUUAAAUUGUCCAGUCAGCAGACAGCUGAAAAAAUGCAUCAUUCCAAAUGGCAAAUUACAAUGGUGUACGUGUAUUACUGGUUGUUUAAAACUACGCAAUUAAAAAUUCAUUUUUUGGUGUGUUUAUAUCAAAUGGCAUUUUGUAAUAAUUGCAAUCAUGAGAUUUCUAAUUACUUAGUAUUGAUAUCAUAAUCAGGAAUCAUUUUAAUUAGACAUUUAUUUGACAAUAUCAUAAUCCAUAUCAGAUGUUUUGCAAAUAUUUGUCCUUAGUUCUGGCUAUCUGCUGUAGUGUAUGUUAGUUGCAGCUGCUUUAAUUACUCCUGGCAUAAUUAGCAAUAGCUUGUUGAUUUAAAUUAUUUCCAUUCCAUUGUCAGUGUUACUUUCUACCUCUAAACUCUGUGUUUUCAAAUGUGUGUUGACUUAUUUGGAAAAAAAAUCGUAGCCUCAACUAUUGUUGAAACUCCCACAUCAUUAAUAUUUUGAUUAAUUUCUUUCAAAUGGGAAUAUAAUGAUUAAUCAACGAAAGAAUCAUGUUAUACCACCUUUAUUAUACAUGUACCUAGAACCUUCAUUUUGUAUAAUAUUGCAUCUAAAAUUAUUCACUUUUAUCAUGUUAAUACCAGUAUCGCUUUGAAACCACCACAUUAUCGUUAACGUCCUGUAUAUAGUUUGUGAAAUGCUUUUUCAAUCUGUUUUCCACAUAUCUUUUUACUUUUGUACAUUUUACUUUUCAGCACUUAACUUCUUAUUUAUUUUACCUUUUACAUAUCUCUCUCUAUGCCUGUAAAUAGCACUUGUUAUUCUGCACAUUUUAGCUGGCUUGUUAAUUGUUAUGUAAUCAUGUGAGAACUCCCUUCCGAAUCAUGUUUCAAGCAAUAAAUGAAUGAAACAAA